AAUAAAUAAAAUAAUUCAAAACGUGCUGAAUUUUGAAGCAGAAGUACAAUUUUUCAUAAAUAAUAAAUGAGAAUGGGUAAAAAAGAUAAAAUCAAAAACAACAGCGCGGCAUUAGAGCCGGCUCGUGCAACAUUUGCUUUGAAAACCCCUAAAGAUUUUCCCGCAAGCGCUACUGUCAAGAAAUCAAAGAUUUCCAAACACACCGAAGACCAGCAUGAGGACGAAAAAGAGAAUGUGCAGACAGGUGCCAAUCCUGCAAAGAAAAAGAAUAAGAAACGUCAGAUAAAUGACGACAAGGAGAGCUUAGAUGAAGUUCCCGAAAGCGCUGCUGUCAAGAAAUCAAAGAAGUCAAAACACAACGAGCACCAACAUAAUGGCGAAAAAGAGAAUGUGGAGACAGGCGCCAAUGCUGGAAAGAAAAAGAAUAAGAAACGUCAAAUAAAUGGUGACAAGGAGAAGGAGGAUGGUUUAGAUGACGUGCCGCCAAAGCAAUCAAAGCUUUCAACUGAUGCUGCAACCGGCACUAAGCCUGGCUCCAAUAAUCUAAUGAAACUUAUUUUACAAACAUUCAAUAAUCUACAAAAGGAAAAAAAUGAUAGUAAGUCAUUAAAGAAAAUAAUAACUAUAAUGCAAAUGGAUGGCGAGGAAUCCGUGCUGGCUGCCCCACGUGCCUAUGUAUUGAAGCGUUUAAUACGCGCUACUGGUGCCGAUGAUAAAGAAUCUGUGUCCACAAAUGCAAACCAUUUGCAUACAAUACUAACUAAGGUGCCCAACAUUGAUAUCAUGGAGAUGCUCCAGAUACUAAAGCGAGAACUACCUGUGAAUGCAGCACUCAAAACAAAGGAAGAUGCUCUGGCUGCGGUGGGACAACUCGUGGUAGUCACAAGUAUUAUUCAAAGUCCAUACUUUGUAGAGCCCUCGGAACAGCUUAUAACAGCUAUCUAUGAACUGCUAAUGCCGCAUUUAAAAGGACGCGAAUAUCUAGUCUCCAUGUGUGUGGAAAUAAUAACAGAGUCCUUGGAAAAAUUAAAUGAUAAGAACUUUAAAACUCUGGUAUGGCCGAUGCUGCAAAAGGAGCUGAGCAAGCCCAUACAACAACAGACGUUGCAUACCAUGGAUUUGCUGCUCUCCAUACGUCUCAAUUAUCCUGAGCGCUUAAAGCAGAAGGUACUCGAGUCUAUGCUCUGGCCCAAGACAGCACAGUAUAACCAAUUAUUUGAUUUAUAUACACAAAGAGAUGUUGUGCAAAAUUUGAACAUCUAUGGACGUUUUGGUCAACUUCUGGCCAGCAAAGGCAAUGCUACGCUGCUGACAGCCUGGCAGCAAUAUGUGCUGGACAAGCUCCCCAUUAAAUCCAGCCACAUCAAGUGUCACAUUAUAUGUAUAUUCACCUGCUUACUUUUGCACUACGAUGAUAGUGAUGAGCAGGCAGCUCAGGUGCUGGUGAAGAUCUUUGAGAAUGAGGAACUAGCAGGCAUGCUAGUAGAUGAAUUGGAGGCAGCCAGCAAGCUGCAUACCAAUAAGACUCCGAAGGCGGGACAGCUGGAGCUGCGCAGUGCUAGCCGUAAGUUUGAAACAGCUUUGAUCAUCAGCAUGUCACGUCAGCUGAAGCAGGAGGAAUCCAAGCUGGGCAUAUUACAUGCGCUCUUAAAGCUGCGACCACAGCUAGAUGCCUGCACGCAGACACCACGUUUCUGUCAAAGGCUACUAACUGCUCUAGACAAAGAUAGUCUCAACGCUAUGCUGAAAUAUUAUAAAACGCAGUACACCAGCGAUGAUGAGAAGAUUACAAAACCGCUGCGCGAUUAUUGGAUGCGUCAAAUGCAGUACGUGAUGCUCAAUCCCAAGCUCACCAAAGGGAAAAAAGAGCUGGACUUUUUAAUGCUCAAUAGCAUUUUUCAUUUGAAUGCGGAGAAACAGCCUUGUGUGCGUGCAGAAGCUGCUGCCUUCAGUCAGCAGUCGCUGCCAUUUGGCGAAGAAGCCUUCUUUGGUGUGCUGACGCAUAAAAUUGAUGCUGGUCCACAAGCGUUGCAUGGCUUCAGCAAGCGUUUGCAACGCAUUGCAGCACUGUUGCAGCAACACUUUAAGGAAACCGAUAAUAUUGCAGACAAGCUGCGCGUUACACGUACGCCAGAUAUGCUUAAAGCCUGGGCCCAAGUUAAGCUCGAGCUGCAGGACAUCGAUCCAGAGAAUACACUUGCUCUUGUCUUUAAUGUGCUCAUUUUAUUUGUGGGCGUGGCCAUGUACACGGCCAGCUGCAAUAUAUCUGUAGAGCUCCUGCAGGAUAUUCUUAAAUGCAAGCAGCUGGCGUUCAAGCCAAAACAAAAGGCCGCUAAGGAAGAGGAGCUCAACUGGCAGGAUGUGCUGACGGAUGCGUUGCUGCAGCUAAUGUUGCAAGUUGGUGGUUUCUGGCGCAGCUUUGUCAAGACCAUAAUGGAGGCGACUAUGCCGCAACUAAAUGGCGAUAAUCUAAAACAGAUACUAGCUAUAUAUGAUAUGAAAACCAACCCGCUGGGCAAAGGUGAUGGCGAUGAGGAUGAGGAUGAAGACAGUGAAGACGAUGAGCAAAGUGAAAGCGAUAGCGAUGACAAGCAAAAAAGCAAGGGUAAGAAGCACAAGAUUCAGGUUGAACAAAGUGAUUCUGAUGACGACGACGAAGAGGAGGAGUCUGAUGAUGACGACGAUGACGAGGAAGCAGAUGAAGACGCAACUACUCUAGAGAAAACUCGCGAGAACAUACGACUGGCGCUGGUCAAUAGCGGUGAUAUAGAUGAAGACGAUGGCAGCAGUGUUGAUUGGAAUGAUGUUAGCGAGGAUAAGGGUAAGCGUUUAAACCAAGCGCUAGAGCAUGCCUUCCAAGUGAUGCGACCCCAAGGCAGCGAUAAAGCCAAGAAAAAGCGUCAAACCAAAUCGGAGCGCAUCGACAACACUACCUUGUUGCAUUUUAGAACACGAGUCUUGGACUUGGUGCAGGUUUACAUAAAGGCCAAGGCGAAUCUUGAAGAGGUUAUGGAUGCGCUCAUAACCAUUUUUAAUGUAUAUACAUAUUGUUUGAGCGAUGCCAAGUUAAAAUCGCUGGCACAAGCCAGCAAGAAGCUGCUGCGUGAGCUACUCAAUCAAAAGAUUGACUACAAGACCAACAAGUGCAAGGAUAAGCAGAUUAUCCUGGACACUAUUCAACACUUUGUUAAGCUAGCCGAAGCCAACUUAAAUACCAUAGAGAACCGCGAGUUAAGUGAAUUGCGUGACAAGUGCUUUGUUUAUUUAUUCAAUCAGUUCCAAGAAACAAAUAUCACCAGCACGAAGAUGUGGCCAGUGCUCAUGGAACUGCAACAAGAUGCACUCAAGCGACGCAAGACCGCUGUCACCUUAAACACUUUUGGUGCUCUACUUGCCUCGCCAUGGGUGGGUGUAAAAGAGCUGGCGAUAAGCUUCUUGGAUAUCCUGAACAGCGAGAAUGUACCCAAUAUGCGUCGCAAGCAGAUCCUAGAGCUGCUCAUCAAGCAUGUAGUCCGCAUUAAUAGCUCUUUGCAUGGAACUAUUAAUAAAUUUUUGCCCAAACUCGAGGCUUUCAGCACAACUGACUCUGGACAGCUCGAACUGAAGAAACAGCUCGUGACAAAGCUUACUAAUGCCAGCAUGUCGUUCAAAUCGAAGGGCAAGGCUGAUAAAUAAAUACUUCUUAGAUACUUAAGGGGCGGGCCAUACUUUUUUAAUUACUGCACCAGCAAUUAAAAUCGAGUUUUUACACAUAACUUAACAUAACAAAGCAAAAGAAAUAAUAAAAGAAU
Molecule: messenger RNA, 3791 nt
Organism: Drosophila busckii
Lineage: Eukaryota; Metazoa; Arthropoda; Insecta; Diptera; Drosophilidae
Gene: Mybbp1A
Product: myb-binding protein 1A
Exons: 4
Coding region: 67-3675 (1202 amino acids)
Biological process (GO): regulation of DNA-templated transcription
Cellular component (GO): nucleolus
Molecular function (GO): RNA binding; sequence-specific DNA binding; transcription factor binding
Source: RefSeq, a predicted model, not a curated record